AUGGGUGUACAAGUAUCUCCUUUGACUAAGAUCAUUUGCCUUAGUGGCGUACUAGCAUUAGGCUUUCUUUUGAUUAUAUUGAGUUGCGCACUUUUCCACAACUAUUAUCCAUUGUUUGACGUGUUAAUAUUCCUACUCGCUCCAUUGCCUAAUGCAUUGUUUGGAAAGAGCGAUGGGUUUUCAUCACAUGGCGAAUUCUUGAAUGAAUCUGGCAGAAACGGCGAGGAUUUCGGUCAUUUUAUGACCGGUUUGCUAGUAUCUAGUGGAAUUUUAUUGCCAAUUGUGUUCUACCACUCAAACUUGAUUAACCACGAAAGUGCACUCAUGACUGUUUCAGGUGGCCUUAUCAUAUACCUGUGCAUCGUUUUCUUUACAUGGUUUUUCAAUGGUUCGUGGGAUACAGAGGAUGAUAAUCUAUUUGGUUAUUAA
This is a messenger RNA of Kluyveromyces lactis, 429 nucleotides long. It is a transcript of the gene VPS55, whose product is annotated as Vps55p. Bases 1 to 429 code for a protein of 142 amino acids. Lineage: Eukaryota; Fungi; Ascomycota; Saccharomycetes; Saccharomycetales; Saccharomycetaceae. The record is from RefSeq and is a predicted model, not a curated record. Gene Ontology annotation, cellular component: Vps55/Vps68 complex; endosome. The transcript has a single exon. Gene Ontology annotation, biological process: late endosome to vacuole transport via multivesicular body sorting pathway.